UUUCCAACUUUAUCAGUGGAAAAUUAGAGUUCAAGGGAAAACUAACUGUUUAGAAAAAAAAUAUUCCAACAUGUUGCGAUAUAUUUGUAUUGUCAGUUUUGUUAUUUUCGUAAAUUUCGGGGUUUCGAUUUCACGAAAGUUGGAAGUCGUGAACGGUGUGCCUGCGCAAUUAGGGGAGUUUCCGUUCAUGGCUUCUUUGAGGACAGUCCAAAGAGGUCAUUUUUGCGGAUGUACGUUCCUUAAUGAAGGAUGGUUACUAACUGCUGCUCAUUGUUCAACUGUGACUGAUCCCGACGAAAUAGUAGAAGUGCAAUUUGGAGUAGUGCAAAUUACUCCACCGAGUGGAAAUAUCAUUAAAAUAAGACGAUUUGUUGUUCACGAGGAUUUUGAUCCUAACCCCCCAUAUGUGAAUGACAUCGCCUUGGUUCAAUUGAUGGCUACAGUUUUCUUCGGACCUUUAGUGCGGUCUGUUAGACUUCCACGCUCGAAUGAAGAGGUCUCAUUUGGUGCAUCUGCUACCCUUAUUGGAUGGGGUUUUACAGAGGACGAUGGAUUUAUACAGAAAAAGCUGAAGAAAGCAACCGUGACUAUUUUCUCCGACAAUGAGUGUUUCAAUUCACGCAAUAUUGAUGUGAAACAAGGACAGGUUUGCGCCGGCUCUCGCACAGGUGGCACAGGGCAAUGCAGUGGUGAUUCCGGUGGCCCUUUGUUGUUUGGCAAUGUUCAAGUUGGCGUUGUUUCGUGGAGUCCCAAGCCUUGCGGAAGAGAACCCCAUAUGGGUAUUCUCACGAAAGUUUCACCAUAUGUUGACUGGAUCCAAUCGAAAAUUGGACCUGUAAAUUGAAGUAAUUUGAAUACAAAAUCAUUUAUAAAAUUAA
Hermetia illucens (black soldier fly) is the source of this 878-nucleotide messenger RNA. RefSeq names its product plasma kallikrein-like. The record is from RefSeq and is a predicted model, not a curated record. Lineage: Eukaryota; Metazoa; Arthropoda; Insecta; Diptera; Stratiomyidae. Gene Ontology annotation, molecular function: serine-type endopeptidase activity. The transcript is spliced from 3 exons. Gene Ontology annotation, biological process: proteolysis. The coding region runs from base 71 to 844 and encodes 257 amino acids.